Messenger RNA from Moneuplotes crassus, 1584 nucleotides. NCBI's taxonomy places the organism in Eukaryota, Ciliophora, Spirotrichea, Euplotida, Euplotidae. The record is from the annotation of a GenBank genome assembly.
AUGAUUAUAGAUAUGCUCACCAAUAUUAUUUGGAGCUUUGCUAGAUAUUUCUUGCUGUUUCUGUUUGCAACGAUUAUCUACUUUGCUUACAAGCUAUUUUAUGUUCCUUUGGCAUUCAGAAAGAAAUUUUCAAAGUAUAAGAACGUGUAUAUAACAGAGAAGUUCAAUCCUAUCUUGGGAGAACUUAAGCCUUCCUUGGAUGAUAUUAACAACGGAAGAGCCUUCUACGACAACUUGAAAAAGUUGCAACCAAAAAUGAAAGGAACUGACAUGAAAGUUUUUGUACAAGGGUUUGAGCCAAUGAUUACCUUGGUUUCGAACAAAGCCGUCAAGGAAGCUGCUGCCUUGAUUCCAUCCAAGAUUGAUAGGGCUGAAGUUCAGAGUAAUUACAGAUUGAAAAUUGGAGGAUUGAAGUUUGUUGAUGGAUCUUUUAUCAAUUCCCCAUCCUCUAAAGAUAUUGUUGAAAGAAGGAAGAGCUACUUUAAACUGCUUGGAGUUAGUAGCUCUUCCCAGCACAUCCCUACCAUUGUGAAGAUUGCUGUUGAAACUCUAUCAAAGAUACAGGGAAAGAAGGAGGUUAAGAUCUUAGAAGAGAUAAACUACAUGACCACCAAAGUAUUCAUGACGAUUCUUUUUGGUAAUGACUUGGACGACUUCCUAUCCGAAAAACACGACUACGAAGCUACAGAUGGAUCUAUUGCUAAGUACAACCUGAUCGAAUUCUUCGGUCACUUGUUAAAUUCUUCUCACGUUGAAGCUUCGAAUCCAAUGACAAUGUUCUUCCCUAUUUUGAACAGGCUGAAUAUUAUUAACCCUUGGAAGAGAAACUAUAGCAACAUGAUGAGGCUUAAGAGUAUAAUGAAGAAGGUUCUUAAUAAUUCCCAGGACAAGAACUCAGUUUGGCACCAGAUAUCCCAACUGGAGAAGUUUAAUAAAGAAGACAUUUUUAGUGAUUUGCUGCUGAUUAUUAUGGGAGGCGGAGACACAAUCUCUCAUGGAUUUGUAUCAAUGCUGUACUUCCUGAAGAAAUAUCCUUCCACCCUCUCUAAGCUGAAACAGGAGCUUGCCCAGCACGGGUUCACUAAGGGCUGCGAUCUUGGCCAGAUGUUCACUAUGGAAAAUAUCCAGAAGUUGGAAUAUCUUUCAUAUGUGAUCAAAGAGGUUUUAAGAAUUGAUGCUCCAAUACCUACUACCAUGAAUUACUAUGCUUUUAAAGAUGUUGAGAUAUGUGAUGUUCCUAUCCCUAAAGGCACUUUAAUUUAUUUGGAUGUUGUUGGAACACACUAUGAUGAGACCCAAUGGCUUGAUCCUUAUGUGUUCGAGCCUGAUAGACACGACCCUAGUUCUGAUUUUGCAAAGAAGUCUAAAGAUUUAGGUAUUGUUCCCAAUGUUUAUUCUAAGAGAGCUUUCGGCCAUGGAUCAAGAGGAUGUCCAGGCCAAGCCUUUGCAAAUCUAGAGCUUAAAGUUCUAGCAGCAUUCUUCAUCCCUCACUUUGAUUAUUCAGUACCAGAAGAAUGGUUGAACAAAGAAGGAAUAGGGUUCUCUUUAGGAACAGAGUUUCCUUUGAAUCUAAAAGUUCUCUAA